AUGUAUUUCCACAUAGAAUCUGCCACGUGUGCCACUGUGAGCUGCAAGGGUGGUCAGAAAUGUCUGAUCGAGAAAAAGACCGGACGUCCGAGGUGCGUGACGUGCAACCUGUCGUGCCCGGAACCGGAAACUUCGGGAAAGCGUAAGGACACCGUGGGCGGAAAAGUGUGUGGUAGCAACGACAAAACGUACCACUCUUGGUGUCAGAUGUUCAUGGACGCGUGUGCCACGGGUGUAGUGAUCGAGACCAAGGCAUCGGGACCGUGCCGAGACGGCGAAAUGGAUGUAUUCAACGGCAAUUGGAAUUACGUGAACGCGUCCAACGUACUCAUCGAUGGGAUUUGA
Macrosiphum euphorbiae (potato aphid) is the source of this 345-nucleotide messenger RNA. NCBI's taxonomy places the organism in Eukaryota, Metazoa, Arthropoda, Insecta, Hemiptera, Aphididae. The record is from the annotation of a GenBank genome assembly.